This is a messenger RNA of Coregonus clupeaformis (lake whitefish), 1251 nucleotides long. RefSeq names its product zinc finger protein 239. The transcript is spliced from 3 exons. The annotation marks the transcript as partial. Lineage: Eukaryota; Metazoa; Chordata; Actinopteri; Salmoniformes; Salmonidae. The record is from RefSeq and is a predicted model, not a curated record.
UAAAGUGUAUGGACUUCCUGCUGUCUUCUUCUUCUACAGGUCAUCUAAAGUGUAUGGACUUCCUGAUGUCUUCUUCUACUACUGGUCAUCUAAAGUGACAACAUGAGUGGAGAGAAGGAAACGUUGUUGGAUGAAAUCGAACAGAGUUUACACCGUCUAACCAAGGAUAAUUUACGAUACCUGUGUGAACGCUGUGGAAUUGAUGGCUCCCAAGUUAAAGGAAAGAACCAUCGCUCGUUACGACGUAAAAUCAUGGAGGAAAUGUGGGAAAAUGCAGAUUCGGUGAAAUCGGAAGAGCAGGGAAUGUCUUGGUUACUCCAACUGAAAGAGGACAUCAGAAAGAUACAGGAAGAAUCUAGUGUGGCACCCAUGAGUCUCAGACAGUCUGAUGAUGACGAAGCGGGGGACAGCCCUAACGGUCGCUCACUCAGUGGGAAGGGUUUAUCAUCUGGGAAGGCUCCAGGGUUGAAAGGGAUCCAGCGACCUUAUAGCUGUGAUGUGUGUAAGAAGACUUUCACUCAGUCAGUAAACCUACAAAGACACCAAAGAGUACACACUGGAGAGAAACCUUACAGCUGUGAUCAUUGUGGGAAGAGUUUUGCUCGUUUGGGAGCCCUGACUAUUCACAAGCGUGUACACACUGGAGAGAAACCUUACAGCUGUGAUCAAUGUGGGAGGAGCUGCAAAGAUACCACAGCCCUGAAUGAACACAUGCGUACACACACAGGAGAGAAACCCUUUGGCUGCUAUGUCUGUGGAAUUAGUUUUUCUCGACAAAGCAACCUGAAUGUACACAUGCGUACACACACAGGAGAGAAGCCUUACAUCUGUGAUCAAUGUGGGAAGAGAUAUACUCAUGCAGGUGAAUUGACAAAACACAUAUGUGCGCACACUGGAGAGAAACCUUACAGCUGUGACCAGUGUGGGAAGAGCUUCACUCGGUCAACAGACCUGACUAAACACAGACGCAUUCACACCAGAGAGAAACCCUACAGCUGUGACCAGUGUGGGAAGAGAUUCACUCAGUCAGGACUGCUGACUGUACACAAGAGAACACACACUGGAGAGAAACCGUAUAGCUGUGAUCUAUGUGGGAAGCGAUUCGCUCAGUCAGGAAACCUGAAGAGUCAUCAGAAAACCCACACAGGCGGAGAGAGAACCGAAACAGGAGGAGAGAGAACCGAGACCAGAGGAGAGCGAACCGAGACCGGAGGAGAGCGAACCGAGACCGGAGGAGAGCGAACCGAGACC